Mycotypha africana is the source of this 5448-nucleotide messenger RNA. RefSeq lists its product as uncharacterized. NCBI's taxonomy places the organism in Eukaryota, Fungi, Mucoromycota, Mucoromycetes, Mucorales, Mycotyphaceae. The transcript has 6 exons. Gene Ontology annotation, molecular function: protein binding. Bases 59 to 5197 code for a protein of 1712 amino acids. The record is from RefSeq and is a predicted model, not a curated record.
AUUUUUUUUUUUUUUUACCUUCACUCAACUUCCCUAUAAGGUUGUUAAACUUUAUGAAAUGGGAAUUUUUGGACGGCUUUUUGGAGGAAAGUCGAAAAGCAGCGUCAAACGAACAGAGAAAGAUAUAAAACGACCGUUAACAACUAAAAAUGAAUCAUCGACGCAAAAUAUCUCGACAAUCCAAACAUCUCCAUCUUCAUCAUCAACAAAACAAUCAAAUUCACGCCUUAGUACUUCGCAACAAGUAACCGAUCCUGACAGUACAAUUGACACUGUUAAGUCCUCAAAGCUAGAAUCUUCGUCACAUUUACAGCAAUGUGGACCCGAAAACCAACUGCAGAUUUUGGAUCUCGACAAGGAGGACACAUCACAAUACCCAUUUUUGCUAGAUACUGCAGAUAAUAUGGUAGCAAAUUUUGAUGGUUUCAUCAAUACACACUCAAAGAGCAAUGACAUUCAUCUGCAUCUUAAAAACCUCUCUUAUUUGGAAGACCAUGUCUCGUAUUUCCAACAUACACAGUAUUCACAAAACGAAUUCCUCACUAUUUCUUCUAUCACAUCAGAAUCUGCUUCAUCCUAUGCCUCACUGAAGGAUAGCCUAUUCUCAAAUAUAUCCUUAUCCACCCAGUCAGACAUAUCAUUCCAAUGUUCAGAUAUUUCUAUUCCUAAAAUAGCAGUACGUACAGAACCGCAGCAGCAUACUCAUGCAGCCACCAUAGCUGACCAGCGAUCGCAUUUCUCAGUUGCCGAUACAAUCGACGACUCAGAAUAUUUACCCAUGAUAUUUGAAGAAGAAGAAGAGGCAGUCAAUAAAACCACUAUAAUAGAUUAUGAACGUCAUUUCUGUGAGCUCUAUAUUGAGGCUUUACGUUGGCUAUCUUCUUCACAACAGACAAAACAAAGCCCUGCCCAAGCGUUUCGUCAAUUUGAAUGGAUCGCUUACGAGGGAUCACGUCUUUUCGAACAGCUCAGUAAUCGUACAAAACAGUUAGUUUCAUUUGCACAGUAUCGAGUAGGUCGUAUGCUCUGUGAAUCAUCUGCCAGGAAUGGCGGGAUGGAGCAAGGUUUAGUGUAUCUGCUUGAAUCCUCCAAAAAUGGAAAUGCUCGUUCCACGUUCAUUCUAGGCUGCUAUGCUGAGCGCCGCGGUGACCUUGAUUAUGCAUGCUCACUUUAUUAUCAAGCUGCUAAGAUUGGAUUGCUCUCUGCUAAAGUAUCCUUCGGUGUAGCUGUACUCUUCAAAUUCAAAAACCAGCGAGAGCCUACUUAUUCUAUACAAGAUGCACUAUCAAUUUUGACAGAUGCUUCAAACCAGGGUCAUGCUAUUGCUUCUCUUUCUUUAGCACUGUAUUACGAAAAACAAAAUCAGUUAAGCAAUGCCAUCAAAUUUUGUAGAGAAUUCAACAAUGUAUCGCCGUCCAGUCCUAUUUAUACUAUUGCACAUUAUCAAAUCAGUAUUAUCUAUUUAAAAGCUGGUCCUCAAUAUGCUGAUGUUGCUUUUAACCAUAUGGCUAAAGCAGCAAAUCUCAAUAACGAUUCAGUAAUGAAUACUCGCUUCCCGCCUGCUUUGCGCAAAAUGGGUGCUUUUUUACUUAAAGGCGUAGGUACGACAAGGGACACAUCAGCUGCUUUCCAAUACAUCCAAGAAGCAGCCAAACUAGGCGAUGAACCAGCCAAUAUUAUUUUAGGGCAACUUUACCAAACAGGCAAUGGAUGUGCUCACGGUAUUGACUUAUCACGUGCAAUGCAGAUCUUCUCUAACUACCCAGAUAAUAUUGCGGCCAAGCUCUCGCGGGGAUUGCUGAUGAUGAAAGAAAACCCCCAUCAUGCGUAUCAAGAAUUUCAAAGUGUUCUUCAACAUGUAUGUACAGAAUUCGAUGAAGAGCAUUGGGAUGCUGCUUCCAUUCAAAAUGAAGCCAAGCUACGUAUCGCGAUUUGGGAGUACAAUGGGAUUGGUGGAACAGAGAAGAAUCCAAAAAGAGCAUUCCACACAUUAAAACAGCUUUCAGAAGAAGUGCAUUACUCUCCUGCCAAUUAUUGGUUGGCUUGGGCAUAUCUGGAGGGCGUCACAAUAGAUGAUGGUGAUGGUAACAGCAAUGCUACUGUGCUUGUGCCGAAAAAUAAAGAUUUGGCUUUCGCUUGCUUUUUAAAGGGAGCACAAGAAAAUCAAGCUGAUUGCCAAUAUCGUGUAGGGCUCAUGCUGAAGGAUGGUUAUGCUAAUGAGCAAUACAACAAGGCCAAUGCAUUUUCUUUCUUUUUGAAGGCUGCUUCCCAGAACUUUCCUUUGGCUCUUACUCAAGUAGGAGCGUAUUAUUUUAGCGGUGGUGUUGGCCCAGAACAUGGUCGUGAUUUAGAAAAAGCCUUCCACUAUUUUACAGCGGCAGCCAAACAUAAUGAGCCAUUAGCUAUACAAUAUCUGGCAGACUAUUUGAUAAAGAACAAUGCUUCCGGACCUAUAAAUCCUGAGCAUAUUUAUACGGAGCUUAGCCGAGCCGCUGGAAUGAAUCAAGACCCUAUUGCUUAUCGUAUGUUAGCGCUUGUCGUAAAUAGUGGUGCUAUUGAUCUUCGUAUGACGUUUGAAGAGAAGUUGAAUGCUCAAUCGAAACAUGUUAUUUAUGAAGAUCUUUGUGACAUUUACAACGCAGCAAAACAAGAAGCUGUCGUGGGAUAUGGAAAUAUUGUAUAUCGUUUCGCCUUACAUUGUCUUUGGAAAGCGAUUGAAUUGAAUGACCAUAGUUCUGGCCAAUUCCUUUGUCAUCUUUACCCGAAAAUGCAAGAUGAGGAUGUAGUCAAAACCCUUGAACUAUUUGAAAAAGCCGAAGGUCGUGUCCCAAAUAAAAUGAGUUUAUCUUACGCCCAUUUUCUGAAAACUACAAGGAAUUAUCCAACAGCUCUACUCAAGUAUAUCGAAGUUGCGUCCUAUAACGCUAUUAAUGUUAGCAUCGGGUGGAACUCACGUUUGGAAGCUGCUAAAAUGAUUGUAAUGGGGAAGCAAGGGAAAGCUCGUAGCAAAGCGCUCGUAUUUUCAUGGCUUACCAACAUGGUUAACUAUAACGGAAAGAACUUGUUCUUACCUCUUGUAUUUCUAGCAAAAUAUCAUGAUGAAGAGAUUUGUGCUAGUUGUAACAAAGAAUUUGCUGUUUCCUACUAUGAAAGGUGUCUUCAGUAUAAAGCAAAUGAUUUGAAUUUGGAGGUCUCUGCAAGAAUGAGAUUGAUUGAACUCUACUACAACACAUCGGAGGAUGCCAAGCUCGUAGACCAAUUGAAGAAGGCUGAAACAUUACUGCAGUCAUCAAAUAAUAUUAUCGAAAGAAAGUCUAAGUUAGCAAGCUUACUCUACUAUAAAGGUGUUUUGGCACUUCAUAACAGCACAAUAUCUAAUUAUCGAGAGAAGGCCCGGGAAAGCUUGUCUAAAGCAGAACAGCUUGGUCACAUCCUAGCCUGUCUAGAACUGGGCUAUCUCUACGGCACAAUGGAGUCAAAAGAAGAAGCCGCAGAUGAGUGCUUUCAAAAAGUAGAAAGCAGCGUCAAGACACCUAUUUCCUUCAAGAAUCGAAUCAUAGAGUCCAUGGUUCUGAUGCGUACCGAGAAUAUACACAAUUCCAAUGACUACUUAAACGAAAUAAAUAGAAUGAAGCUGGCUGCCGGAGUGACCUAUAGUUACUACAAUAUGGAACGCCAGGCUUUGGAUUGGUUCAAAGAGAUAUCUGAAUUACCUUUGGCGCAAAUUAUGAUUCUCUAUUACAAUAUGAAAGAUCCGCAAAAGAGAACUUCUCAAACUAUUCAACAAAUGUCAGACCUAAUAGCGGGAUUCGAGGCCGCUUUGUCUCUUGACUACUAUAGCCGUAUGAUCCUCAGUUACGGUCAAUUUCGUUUAGGUCAAUGUUACGAAUAUGGGCAUGGCGUUGCUGUAGAUAAUGACAAAGUGCUGAAUCUUUACAGAAAAGCAUGUGCCUUCUUACAGAACAAUAUGACUUAUGAACGCUUAGCAGGAGUGGUUGAAAAACAUGAUGCUGAAUUCGAUUUGUUUCCUACCCUCUAUAAUGCAGCACGUAAUGAUACGGCUGCUACGUAUGAGUUGGGUCGGUAUUAUCACAAGAAGGAAUUAGACAAAAUGAAGGGCAUGUCCUCAAUGGUGGACAUCGAUGUGCCGUGCAAAAGAGCCGCAGAUCAAUACUUAAAGGCAGCGCAACAAAUAAAUCACCCUCAAUCCUGCUAUUACUAUGCCAAAUAUCGUAUCCACCAGCUGCAAAAAUCAAACCAAAUUAAUGCGCUUACGCGGUCAAAGAAAGCAGUUCACUUCUUACGUAUAGCCGCCAAUAAGAACCAUGGACCGUCCUAUUACGAGCUCGGGAAACUUGAAAUGGCGGCAGGUCUAUUUGAAGAAGGUAUUGAAGACUUGAAAGAAGCAGAUUUUCUUCAUUGUGGUGCAGCAAGUUAUGAACUCGGUGAACUCCAUCUAAAAGGAUUCACAGGUGUUAUUCUUGGAAAAGUAACCUAUCGACUACAACAAGAUGCAGCGAAAGCAUUUAAAUACUAUCAGCGAGCGGUCGAUUUUGACUACCCUCUUGCUAUGAUUAAAGUGGGCCACUUUUACGAAACUGGUGACAUUGGUCAUCAAGAUCUUCAACUAGCCAGAAAAUGGUAUUUGCAAGCACUAGAAGCAGGUCGUUGUCCUACAGGAGCUGCGGAGUAUGCUUUAGGUUGCUUAGAAGAAACGGUUGCUGAAUUAGAUUCUAGUACACAAUUAAAACCACAUCGAGAACAAGCCUUUCAGUGGUUUCAAAAAGCUGCAAAAGCCAACAAUUUAUCCGCCAAUUUAAAAAUAGGCAUAUAUCUUCUGCAUGGCUGGGUAAUACAAACAACUCCAGAGAAUGACCUCCAACAAGGUUUACACAUACUGGAGAACGAGAAUGCGAAUGGAAAUGUUUUGGCUAUGAAAGAACUCGCUCACUAUUACGAAGAAAAGGAGAAUUUUCCCAAGGCAUUGAGUUACUGGAGAAAUGCGGAGGUGUUGAAUGAUGUAGAAGCAUUGGAGUUCUUCGCAAAUUGCUUUGAAUUCGGGCUCAUGGGUCACCACAUUGAUUUAGAAGCGUCACAAGAGUACAAAGCACGCGCUUUGGAAGCUCAGAAGCAAGCUUUGGAAACACAGCGUAGUACGAUGGGCUUCAAAUCCGACUAUUCAGAAGAAAGAAGAUAGCAUUUCUUGCUAAGUUUUACUUUUCUGUAUAAACCCUUAUGUAAUAUAUGUAUACUUUUGAAUUUUUUAUGUAUAAAUUGUAUUAUUCCUCUCUUAAUUCUAGCUUAACUUAAUUAUUAUUAUUUCACUAUUUAUGUUCUAUUGUUAUUAUAUGUAUGUAUCUUUAAUGCCCUUGCUUUUUUCGUCCUAAUCUCAUCACAAUCUUAUGCAAUCAAUAAAACUCAAAAACAAGAGAACGACUUUAAUGAAUU